AUGGAGAUGUUUGGCUAUGAUUUUGCAAGUGUACUCUAUCAAUAUUUUGUGGAGACUAAGCAGUUGAAGAGUUUGUUGACAGAAUUCCCCAAUUAUCACGUAUACUUGGAUAAGUUUUUCAGUACUGGACGACAUGGACGAAUUUCGUGGAUUCGAGACAUUGAGGAUGGAGAUUAUACCAAGGCUAGCAAAACGCUUGCAGAUGUGGCCCUGCACAGUGAAGAUUUGAAUUCUAAUAGCAAACUUGAGCUGAGCAUUGCCAAAUUGAGUAGUUUAGCAGGCAACCCGAGUAGACAGGACGAUGAUGCGAAUGAUCUAUUGACAUCUAUCGAAGCACGAGUCGAGGUUCUGAGCAUUCAAGAGUCUGUUCUAGAACAAGUAGAAGGAUAUGCUAACGCUGAAACCGGUCUACGAUAUCAGAUUCAUUCGAAUGAUCUGAUUAGCGGUAUCAAGGACUCACCAGCUCAUGCGGAAAUUGUCAAGCGCGGCCUUUCUCGAGUAGCACAAAAGAAACAACUCACAGCAGAGGAACUUAUCGACGUGUUAACUCUUAUGGACACAACUACAAAAGAUUCUAGACUGAAUUUUUUCCGAGCUUUACAAGUUCUUAAUGUCCCUAAAGCAGUGACUCGUAAUAGGACACUGACUGAGAAGCUCAUCUGGAGACGGUUGUUAUUACGGGAUGAUUGGCAGCAAAUUGUUGAUACCAAGUUACAGUCAGACUCCAAAGUCAAGGCUAUUUCCGAGAAAACUAUUUUAUAUCAGACUUUGAAGGAAUGUGCCAUAGCUUCUGAGCAGUCGACUGGUAGCGAUGUGAGAGACAAGUUUUUAUCAGACUUGUCAACUGAGAUUGUCUUGAACCCAGCUUUAUUAGUGGACUCCGCUCUUGAUACAAGUAAGCUGAGCGAACGAUUUCCUAAACUCGACAGCCUUAAGUUGAACCAAAUUGAGUCUGAACUUGACGCUGAUACUGCUGCACUACAAAAUUUGGUCAAAAAUUUCACGCUAGGAUUUUGGACCCAAGGUAUCUACUCCACAGUCCAAGCAUCUAGAUCAACCGACAGAAUGAAUGUUGAUUAG
Sugiyamaella lignohabitans is the source of this 1080-nucleotide messenger RNA. RefSeq names its product Nup133p (gene NUP133). The record is from RefSeq and is a predicted model, not a curated record. Gene Ontology annotation, biological process: protein import into nucleus; poly(A)+ mRNA export from nucleus; transcription-dependent tethering of RNA polymerase II gene DNA at nuclear periphery. Bases 1 to 1080 code for a protein of 359 amino acids. The transcript has a single exon. Gene Ontology annotation, molecular function: structural constituent of nuclear pore. NCBI's taxonomy places the organism in Eukaryota, Fungi, Ascomycota, Dipodascomycetes, Dipodascales, Trichomonascaceae. Gene Ontology annotation, cellular component: nuclear pore outer ring.